Rhododendron vialii is the source of this 548-nucleotide messenger RNA. RefSeq lists its product as uncharacterized. NCBI's taxonomy places the organism in Eukaryota, Viridiplantae, Streptophyta, Magnoliopsida, Ericales, Ericaceae. The record is from RefSeq and is a predicted model, not a curated record. The transcript is spliced from 4 exons. The coding region runs from base 1 to 336 and encodes 111 amino acids.
AUGUUUGAUGUUCUACAACCUGUGUUGCAACAAAUGCCUGUGUGUUCCAUCAAGCGCCUAAGACGUCAAUUUACAGCUCCCUUCUCGCCUCCGAAAUUCUCUCUCUCUCUCAACAGCGAACGCGGCAACCAAAGGGAGCGAGACCGAGAAAGGGCGCAAGCCAGGUCCGGCCAGAAGCCCAGGAAUCCUAAAGACGAUGGAUUAACACCCGAACAAAGACGAGAAAGGGAUGCGAAGGCCCUUCAAGAGAAGCUGGCGAGGAAAGGAGCUCAAGGGGCAACGGGUGGGAACACCAAGAAUAGCAGUGAUGUUGUUAACAAGAACAACAAGAAGUAAAUGGACUAAUAACGGUUUGUGGAGUAGAUGAGGGAUGUUGUGAAGUAUCAGAUCUCGGUUUUGGAUUCGGAAUUUCUCCGUUUUCUCCCAAUGUGUAACUUAAAACAAUCCAAGGCUUUGCUUGGUUUGGACAUUUAUACGUUGGCUUCUGAACUCUGUAAUUUGUGUGUUCGAUUUGGAUUAAUGCGAUUUCCCGUUAGAUUGCGUAUUCA